Fibroporia radiculosa is the source of this 2952-nucleotide messenger RNA. RefSeq lists its product as uncharacterized. Bases 1 to 2952 code for a protein of 983 amino acids. Gene Ontology annotation, cellular component: prospore membrane. Lineage: Eukaryota; Fungi; Basidiomycota; Agaricomycetes; Polyporales; Fibroporiaceae. The transcript is spliced from 8 exons. Gene Ontology annotation, biological process: ascospore-type prospore membrane formation; protein localization to prospore membrane. The record is from RefSeq and is a predicted model, not a curated record.
AUGUCGCCAACCACUUCAUCGGACCCACGAACGGCCAUAGUUUCUCCUGGGGAAAUUACUACUCGACUUGACAAGCAUCAGCAUCACAGGAGGUUCAUUGGACCGCUACCAAAGCAGACAGCAUUUCCAGGAAAACAUUUCAAAGAUCUUGGUGUACUAUCCAGCUCAGAUUCAGACUAUGGACCUGGGAAACUUAUACGCCAACUUGCGUAUGAGUUUUUCCUCGUGAGUGGAGGUGUUCCUGAAGCGUGGAACGAAGAGGAAGAGAGACGUAUUCAGGACAAGAUGUACAAACGGUGGGCAGAGAGUGAUUGGGGAGAGGUCUAUCUUAAACGCGCUGGCUUUCGGAGAGACAAGUCCUGGGUCGGUACUUCAUUCGAUAUCGGCUAUUUCCUCGGAAUCAGCAUUUCAGACACUAAACACUCGUGCGGAAGGUCCGUAGCAACGCCAUUCUUGCAACACGCCGCAGCUUCUGGUGUGAGCACCUUCGUAACCGCACCUUCGCACCUUAGCCCUAUUCCAGACAGUCCAGCCACCUUUUCCGAUGAACGGCCUGUUGAUGGCGAACAAUCCUCUGGACGCGCCGGCUAUGAUACCCAAAGUAUUAGCUCAUCCACUGCUCUCAUAAAUGCUUCCAAGCUGCGUGUUGGUCCGGCUCAGCUGCGAUCAGGGGGACCAUCUCGUCCCAGUGUGGGUUUAACUCCUGCAGCUACGCGCUCUAUUCUUGGGGUUUCAACGAGCGAAUCGGCCCCGAAUGGCGCUGCGAUCAAGGGGAAGGGGAAGAUGGUCCAUUAUUCUCAAGAGAGCGUCGACGACUACCCUGUCUCUCCGGGUGAGGUACUCAAUCGCACGGGCGAGGCGGUGGAGCACACCAGUGCGGGCGCCGCCCAGCAAGCAGAUAUCGAAGGUGAAGUGGGCUUGGGAAAUUUUGAUAUGAGAGAUAGAAUGUUUGUCAAGUUUGCGUAUACAGAGGCUGAUUCGCUGCCUGCCCACUUCGACGAGGGACGAAAUCGGACUGCAAGUCAUUUAUACAGCGGAAGAUGGGCUGAGUACGUCGUUAUAUGGCGCAAGGACAGGCUGGAGCUUUAUAGAGCCCAUUCUUUUCCCGGCAAGGAUUGGUAUACUGGUCAUAUGAAGCUGGCACAUGUCAUUCCUCUCGGAGACUCGUCUCCCACUCGACUUUCGCUGUAUUCUUUUAUAGACAUGACUUUCUGUCUCAUUUGCCCGCCUGCGACUCUACGAAAACAUUCGAAGCGGCGGUGGCUGUACAGACGGACUAGGGGGUUGAAUGUCUUCAUUUUUAAGAUUAGAAGCCAUACUAGGGCUGUCGACUGGGUAUGGAAGCUAUGGCGUCAUCUUGGCGGACGAUUACCUUCAUCUCUAGAAAUCCACGCCCCCGCGUUGGGUACUCGCAUUAGAGUAAACGUACCGGGUGCAGACUACUCAAAAUUUUCGACAGCACUAGCUGUAUUCGAUCGGCAGAAUCUCCUUCGCCUCUGCCUCGAGCGACUGAGGAAGGUCAAAGAGUAUGAUUUCUUGAUCGGGCAGAAAUUGGCAUCUGGAGCCAAAUUAGCUCUGGCAUGGCGUUUAGAUACCAAGCUAGAUUGGGUGCGGCACGUCGACGACAUACAGGGUAGUCCGCGAAAAUGGGCUGUGCUUUGUGGGUUGGCUCUCAAUCAGGGUAGUAAGUCAGCUCACCUAGAGGUCCGUCUUAGGGAACACCUUCCUACACGGCUUCAUACGAAGGAUGGUAUGCCUCUUGACGAACCUCCUGCAGUCGAGGGAUAUCUAGAGCGAAUACGAUCCAAUCCCAUAAUGAAGCAACCUGUCUAUCUUGCAACUCACGAUGGAUAUCUCUUCACUGUCCCCAUUGCUCAUGCACAUCAACCGAUACCACCAGGAGUUAUACCCCCAGAUUAUGACCCAAGUCACUUUCGCCAGGAUGAAGUGCGACGAGGCACACAGCAAAUUCUGCACGCAACGGGCAUGACUGAUUUACGAAGCGUUCUUGCUGUGCGAAGAGCAUUCCAAUUGGUCCCUCGAAAUGUGGAAGAUAUAUCGUCUUUGGACGUUGCAGAUGGGGCCGACGAUCAGCCUCACUUGGACACCUUAGAUGGAGCAGAGAGCGACGACAACGAUCUCGGAGGAGAGACCGGCUUGAACGCCGCUUUUGACAAGUCUCGAUUGCAUAUGAAGCGUUCUUUUGAACUUUUGUUGGUCACAGGAAAGGUAGUCAGAUAUGAGGCACAUUCUUGCGAAAUAGCCUUGGAAUGGGUGUCAAGACUACGCACGUUAAUCAUAUAUUGGAGAAGACGGCACCACGUUGAUACACAAAAAGAAAUGCGCUUGGCACAUGCAAGCACAGGCAAGGCGCGAAUAACACCUCGCAGGCUCGUUGAACAGCACGACGCUCCACCAGAACCUCUGCCCGAUCCCGAGGCAUUCCUGCCUGAACUUUCCUCGUUCUUCAAUUGGCUUGCGGGGGUUGUACAACUCGUUCUAGUCUCAGGUUCCCUUAUUCAAUAUCGCAUCACAACCAAGAAUUCCUUGCAUCAUCAUCGGGGUAGGACGAUCAGCCUCCUUGACGCGUGCAUUUGGUCGGGAUUCUUGGCGGCUCAGUACCUACCUGAAGACCAACACAACCCCGACGCACCACAAGUUGCACGUCGGUACCAGGAUGGUCUAGAAACCACCGACGGGUUGGAGGACACACUUUUCAUGCUCUGGUACCGAUCAUCAUCGAAGGCCAGGGGAGGAGUAGCCACCGCUCAAAAUAGGGACGAUAUACCCCAGCUGUCUAUGAAGAGAAAGGUGAUUGUAUUUAGGACAAGGAGCAAAUUGGAGCGUGACGCCUGGGUUUGGGCGAUUAAUGCAGAGAUCGAGAAAAUUGUGAGGGCCACCGCGGACCGGGAGGAUAGGAUAAGGAAUACUGGUCAUAUUGUGGAAACAUAA